Molecule: messenger RNA, 2474 nt
Organism: Oryza sativa Japonica Group (Japanese rice)
Lineage: Eukaryota; Viridiplantae; Streptophyta; Magnoliopsida; Poales; Poaceae
Product: pentatricopeptide repeat-containing protein ATP4 homolog, chloroplastic-like
Biological process (GO): positive regulation of translation
Cellular component (GO): chloroplast stroma
Molecular function (GO): mRNA binding; rRNA primary transcript binding; protein binding
Source: RefSeq, a predicted model, not a curated record
CCGGCGGCGCGGCGUGCGGUUGUUUUUUGGGAGUUUGGAGUCUCGCGGGGAGCGGGAAGGGCGCCGCGGCGCGGUCUCCUAUUGUGCCUCUCCUUCAUCUGAUCUGUCACUGACAUCGCGGGCCCACAAACUGACACCCUCCUCGUCGCCACACUCCUCGCACUAGCAGUCGCGCUCUCUCCCCUUCUUCCCCCACCCAAUCCACACAGAGAGAGCAUCGCGCGGCAUGGCUUCCCCUUCCUCCCUCCUCUCAUGGCCUCACCGCGCAAUCUCCCUCUCCUUCCAACCCAAGAACCCCUCUCCCUCUCCGGCCACCGCCCGUGUCUCCGUCCAAGACCCGCCGCCGCCUCCCUCCGACGCCAAUCCGAGUCCGGGGAGGUCGAGCAAUACGAGCAGGUACGUCUGGGUCAACCCCAACAGCCCGCGCGCCGCGGGGCUCGCCCGCGCGCGCGCCGGGUCGGGCCGACGCGCCCGCCUCGCCGCCGCGGCGGCCGCGCUUGCCGCCUGCGAGGCCGGGGAGGCGCCCGUCGCCGCGGCGCUGGAGGCCGCGUUCCCGGAACCCCCGUCCGAGCAGGACGCCGUCAUCGUGCUCAACACGACCUCCGCCAGGCCCGCCGCCGUCGUGCUCGCGCUGUGGUGGUUCCUCCGGAACGCCGAGGUUCGCAAGGAGGUCAUCCUCUACAACGUCGCGCUCAAGGCCCUGCGCAAGAGGCGGCGCUGGAGCGACGCCGAGGCGCUCUGGGAGGAGAUGCUGCGCGAGGGCGUGCAGCCGGACAACGCCACCUUCUCGACCGUCAUCAGCUGCGCGCGCGCCUGUGGCAUGCCAGGCAAGGCCGUGGAGUGGUUCGAGAAGAUGCCGGACUUCGGGUGCUCGCCGGACAUGCUCACGUACUCGGCGGUGAUCGACGCGUACGGCCGCGCCGGGGACGCCGAGACGGCCCUCCGCCUGUACGACCGCGCCCGCGCCGAGAAAUGGCAGCUGGACCCCGUCAUAUGCGCCACGGUGAUCAGGGUGCACUCGAGCAGCGGCAACUUCGACGGCGCACUCAACGUGUUCGAGGAAAUGAAGGCGGCCGGCGUCAAGCCAAACCUGGUCGUGUACAACACGGUGCUGGACGCCAUGGGCCGCGCGAUGCGGCCGUGGGUGGUGAAGACCAUCCACAGGGAGCUAGUCAGCCAGGAGGCGGUGCCCAACAAGGCGACGUACUGCUGCCUCCUCCAUGCGUACACCAGGGCGCGCUACGGCGAGGACGCCAUGGCCGUGUACCGGGUGAUGAAGGACGAGGUGAUGGACAUCGACGUCGUGCUGUACAACAUGCUCCUUUCGAUGUGCGCCGACAUCGGCUACGUCGAGGAGGCGGAGGAGAUCUUCAGGGACAUGAAGGCCUCCAUGGAUUCCCGGUCCAAGCCUGACAGCUGGAGCUACUCAUCCAUGGUGACCCUCUACUCCUGCACCGGCAAUGUCGCGGGUGCGGAGGGCAUCCUGAACGAGAUGGUGGAGGCUGGCUUCAAGCCCAACAUCUUCAUCCUCACCUCGCUCAUCCGUUGCUACGGCAAAGCGGGGCGCACCGACGACGUGGUCAGGUCAUUCGCCAUGCUCGAGGACCUCGGCAUCACCCCGGACGACCGGUUCUGCGGCUGCCUCCUCACCGUGGCGGCCGGCACGCCGGCGGAUGAGCUGGGCAAGGUGAUCGGGUGCAUCGACCGGAGCAGCGCGCAGCUAGGCGCCGUGGUGCGGCUCCUGGUGGACGCCGCGGCGCCCAGCGAGCCCCUGAGGGAGGCCGCCGGCGAGCUGCUGGGCGGCGCGCGCGGCGUGGUGAGGAUGCCGUACUGCAACUGCCUGAUGGACCUGGCGGUGAACCUGAGCCAGAUGGAGAAGGCCUGCGCGCUGCUGGACGUCGCGCUGCGGCUGGGCAUCUACAGCAACGUGCAGACGAGGACGCAGACGCAGUGGUCGCUGCACCUGAGGGGCCUCUCCGUCGGCGCCGCGCUGACGACGCUGCACGUCUGGAUGAGCGACCUGUACGCGGCGCUGCAGGCCGGGGACGAGCUGCCGCCGCUGCUCGGGAUCCACACGGGGCAGGGGAAGAACACGUACUCCUACAAGGGGCUCGCCACCGUGUUCGAGUCGCAUCUCAAGGAGCUCGACGCGCCGUUCCACGAGGCGCCCGACAAGGCCGGCUGGUUCUUGACGACGAGCGUCGCGGCCAGGCACUGGCUGGAGACAAAGAAAUCGGCAGAGUUAGUAGCGGUGUAAAACGCAACAAUGGAGUAGGAAUAUAUAGGAUUUUUUUUUUGUUGGGCUUUUCGUAGUAUCUCAAUUUAUGCAGGUGUUCUCAGGUUUUCUCCCUCCACAGAUUUCUUCUAAUGGUAGAUGCUCAGACUUGCAUAUACUGUUGCCUCUGCUUCCAUUGACAGAAGAACAUCAGUCAAAUUCCUCAUUCAAUUGAAAAUAAAAAGCGCUGUUAACAUUA